AUGGCUGUGACGCGAAGGGCUGUUGAGCGGCGAUUGGGAGUCGACCCAGACCGCCUCAUCACAUACUUCUUCGUCUGCGACAAGUGCUGGGACCGUCAUCCUAUGUCCGAGCUGAACGAUCUCCAGUCCCCUGCAUGUACUAUUGCUGGAUGUGACGGCACCCUCUACAAACUGAAGGAGAUCAGCAACCAAAAGACGAAGCGCGUCCCAGCCAAGUUGCUACCUACGAUGAAGCUCGAAUCAUGUAUCCGUCGUCUGCUCGCUCGGCCUGGAAAGUAUCAGAUGUUGCGAAGGUCCUUGCGUCACAUCGACGAUCACGAUCCAGAUGCAUCUCCGCUUGCACUACCACCCCCGGACAGCCUGCUCGACGCAUUUCCCAAUGGCGAUGUUCGUCUGCGUGACAUCAGUGAUGGUUGUGGGUUGCGUUCUCUCGCCGCUGAUCUUGUUCGGAAGCGUGUCCCAAAGGAGGAGAGUGGUGAUAGAGUGAAGGAUACGCCCAAGGAAGGCAGGCAAAGGACUCGUCGUUUUAUCUCCUUGCCCUGUGGCCUUGUGCUCAUGAUCAACAUCGACUGGUUCCAGCCAAUGAAGAAGAGUGGUCAUGGUCAACAUUCGACCGGCGCAAUCUAUGUCAUGCUAGCGAACAACUCCGGUGCUUUGCGCUUCCUUCCAGCCGAGAUGUUCCUCGUUGCCAUACUUCCAGGCCCCGAUGAGCCUACCACCGAACAAUUGAACAAAGUCAUACAGCCUCUUGUGGAUGAGCUACUGCGCUUGUACAAUGGUGUAGACAUGCCUGUACAUGGGAUGGAUGGGAAGCAGUGCAUCCACUGCGCUCUCUACAUGAACAUCUCAGAUCUGCCUGCCAGUCGAAAGAUCUCGGGAAUGCGUGGUCACACUUCCGAGGAAUGGAUGUGCACCUGGUGCAAAAUGACCAUGGCAUCUCUCACUCACUCGCGAUGUUUCGAUCCUGCAGGCUUCUCCCUGCGUAGUGAUUGGCGCUACCUUAAGUACGCAUACCACUCACAGCACCUUUCCGAUGCACAGAAGAAAGAGGUUUGGGAGAAGCGGGGCGUUCAGUGGUCAGAACUUGACCGCUUGCCGGGAUGGAUGCCGUCGGUGAACUCGCCUCUCGAUCUCUUGCAUGGUGGCUUUCUGGCAUUUGUCAAGCACAUCAUCCGGGUCAUAUGGAUCAAGUACGGCCUUCUGAAUGCCCGUCGAGGCGAUUCAUCGAGCCCACUUCAGCGCUUUGAAGAUGCUUUGUCUUCGAUUGUAUGGCCUUCAGAUGUCAGUAGGGUCCCAUCGAAGGAGGACGGCAAGAUCCCUCAUCGCCAAGCACCACUUCCCCGCUCAUCUACAAAUGCAUCGAAGGAGCUCACCCGUCUCGAGGCUCUAUACAACUCGCGCCGUGUGAAGGACAUGCAGGCGCGACGAGCCGAGGGUAUGGCCACUGACGAAGAUGUCCGUGAUGCAAUCGAGAACCCUGUGGCUAUGGAUCGAAGUGUGAGCGCACACUAUGAUCAUACCCUGUCAGCACUCACUGCUCUUCGGGCUUGGAGUCAGCGGGACAUAUCUCCCAAUGAGGCUCAGCGAGCCGAGCACCAUUAUGUCGCCGCGUGCAAGGGAUGGGCGAGCAUACAUGCUCUACUCACUCCGUACUUUCACUUACUCGGGCAUACAACUGCCAUCAUACUGCGAUAUGGACCACUUCCCUCGUUCUGGCUAUUCGGUUGCGAGCGUGCGAAUGGCAAGCUGACCAAAUUCCGAACCAACAAUCGCGAUGGAGGAGAGCUUGAAGCGACUCUCAUGAGGUGUUGGACGAAGACCCAGCUGGUACACGAGCUUAUGGAACAGCUCCAAACGCAUGCCGAUGUCAGCGAGUUGGACAGGGACGCAUACAACGAGCUCAAGGAGUGUAUCGAUGGUGAGGGCUCAAAGUCAAAGCUCGGUGUCCAUCAGGCACUUGUGGACAUGCUCGCUGCUCGCGCAGCUGAACAACUCAACACGCCAUCGCCUGGUAUACCGGCCUUCCGACUCUCGCCGCAGAGCAAGGCCAUUCGUUUGCAGAAGCUGGGCUUAUACAACCUGGCUUUCGAGUAUGUCCGAGAGCUGUGGAAGGAUACCGUACACUUGGUCCCACUCUCUUCGGUUCCCAACUGGCGUGACGGCGAGGAAGCUUUUGGCGAUCUUCAUGUGCGGUCCUAUCAUUAUGUCUGCGUCAACGGACGACAAUUCGGGGCCUACAACUCAUUCCAUGGCCGUGGGCGAUCCAACGUCUUCAUCGACGGCCGCCAGGCAACUCGUGUGCAGCGCAUUCUUCGCAUCGAGCAUGUCCGUGCUCAGGGUGCAGCCCAGUCUGAGACGCUCAGCACUACAGUUGCUGUUGUUUCUCGCUUCAGAUCCGAUCCAAGACUUCCGAUGAUGCCUUGGGAUACCCGAGGUGUAGAUCCCGGCAUAUAUACAUGGCUCGCGGACGAUGAAGCCUUUGCGUCUUUCGAGAUCAUCCCGGUCGAGCGCUUGACUGGGCACUUUGCGCUUAUGCCCAUCCCUCUGGGUCGCGAUGCGCCGUGGUCAUCUGCCUGGGCCACUAUAUCUACGGACCGCUGGGGGCAGGAACCAGAGCCUAUUGUUGACUUUGAUGAUAAUAUAUGGGCCGAGUAG
Messenger RNA from Peniophora sp. CBMAI 1063, 2655 nucleotides. The record is from the annotation of a GenBank genome assembly. Lineage: Eukaryota; Fungi; Basidiomycota; Agaricomycetes; Russulales; Peniophoraceae.